Messenger RNA from Sander lucioperca (pikeperch), 5707 nucleotides. It is a transcript of the gene irs4b, whose product is annotated as insulin receptor substrate 2-B. The transcript has 2 exons. Lineage: Eukaryota; Metazoa; Chordata; Actinopteri; Perciformes; Percidae. Gene Ontology annotation, molecular function: phosphatidylinositol 3-kinase binding; insulin receptor binding. Gene Ontology annotation, biological process: insulin receptor signaling pathway. The record is from RefSeq and is a predicted model, not a curated record. Gene Ontology annotation, cellular component: cytosol; plasma membrane. Bases 373 to 4473 code for a protein of 1366 amino acids.
ACGCAGGGAAUCAUGUGUUGUUUGUGCUGUGGCCCGUAGAGAUGUGUACAGGAGGAGAAGGGAACGGAUUGCUAACCGAGCUAGCCGGAUCCUCCCGAUUAUAGAAACACGGCUAAGCGUAGUCAUGUUGCACACGGUGGGAUUCAUAUCGUGAAAAAGCCCGCUUUGGAAUACCUGCUUCGCUGCUAAGAAACGGCGAAGGGACUUGUUUUUUGACGGAAUAACAAAGCCGGUCCGUGAGGAUUGCAAAACUGAGCGAGUCAACGUUAGCUGGCCUAGCCGGACUCGGGAGCUCGUCUCCCAAAACAAGAAUGGGGUCUAGGUCCACUCGGAUUAGCUUGCUAGUAAAGUGACCUUUGAUUGUAUUCUCUGAUGGCAAAUUUCACGAAUUACCAGGAAGGCAAGGCAGCGAUGUUGAUGGUGGAGACGCAGCAGAGGGACGUGGGGACGAAAUCCGCGGCCGCCACCGCGAACGGAGACGGCUCGGUCGGGGAACCCCCUUCCCCGUUAAUUAAUAUCGGCGGAGGAGGCAGCGGCAGCAGCGGCGGCUCUCGCCUCCAUCAACAUUUGCCGCCCUCCAACCUCCUCCACCACCACCCACCAAAGGAUCAACAGCAGCACCAUCACUACCAGCUGGCUCCGCAGCAUCUUACCGGAGAAAAUAUCGCAGAGUCCCCGGGCAGGAAAGCCUCCUCCUCGUCUCUCAGCCAGGUACAAACCGCCGAGGACCCCGCCGCUUCUUCCGCUGCCAGCAGCAGCAGCCAUGUAUACGCGGCUGUGAACGUCGCUAAUACCUCUGACGUUGUGGAUGAUAUUCGAAAAUGUGGCUACUUAAGAAAGCAAAAACACGGACACAAGCGUUUUUUUGUGCUUCGGGCUGCCAGCCACCUCGGGCCGAGCCGCCUGGAGUACUACGACAGCGAGAAGAAAUUCAGGAACAGCCUGCGCUCUGCUGCUGCCGCGGCCGCCGCCAGCGGCGGGACGGUCGCCCCUUCUCCGCCGAAAAGGGUUAUUUACCUCUACCAGUGCUUCACGGUAAACAAAAGGGCGGAUUCCAAAAACAAACACCUCAUUGCCCUUUACACUAAGGACGAGUACUUUGCCAUUGUGGCUGAAAACGAGCAGGAGCAAGAGGACUGGUACGUAGCUGUCAGCGAGUUGAUGAGUGAGGGCAAAAAAGGGCACGUGGACUCUGAUGAUUUAGAUGAUGGAUAUGGUACAGUCACCCCUGGUACUGUGUUUAAAGAGGUGUGGCAGGUGAACGUGAAACCUAAAGGACUGGGUCAAACUAAAAACCUCACAGGUGUUUACCGGCUUUGCCUCUCAACUAAAACCAUUCACCUCGUAAAGUUGAACUCUGAAACCCCUUGUGUCAACCUUCAGCUGAUGAAUAUCAGACGCUGUGGACAUUCAGAAAGCUUCUUUUUCAUUGAGGUGGGUCGCUCCUCCUCUAUUGGGCCCGGGGAGAUAUGGAUGCAGGUGGAUGAUUCCGUUGUGGCCCAAAACAUGCACGAAACCAUCUUGGAGACGAUGAAAGCCCUGAAAGCGUUUGCCGAGUUUCGGCCCAGGAGUAAGAGCCAGUCAUCGGGGUCCAACCCCAUGCCGUUUAUCACAACACGGCGCCACCUGGGCAACCUGCCGCCGAGCCAGACGGGACUGCAGAGGCGGUCAAGGACAGAGUCAGUCGUCGGCACGCCGCCGUCAAGUAAGAGCUCCGGGGCUAGUGGCUAUCGCUUCCGCACCUCCAGUGAGGGCGAGGGGACAAUGAACCGGCCGUUCCGCUCCGCCACAGGAAGUCUGGUUCACCUUAACUCCGCACGGGCCCAUCACGGUCGUCAGGACGGGGCUGGCAGCAGCAGUGGGAGUGGCGUCGCCACAGGAAACGCUGGCACAAGCACAGGCAGCGGGCGCUACGUCAGAGCCAUCCCAGGGUCGUCGUCCACCUACCAUGCCCGCUCCGCCUCGCUGCCAGUCUCCCACUUCCCCUCCACCACCAGCCCAGUGAGCGUCUCCUCCAGCAGCGGCCACGGCUCCGUCUCCGACACGCUCACCCGCCCAUCAAGCGCCUCGAUAUGCGGCUCCCCGUCUGACGGCGGCUUCAACUCUUCAGAUGAGUAUGGCUCCAGUCCCGGUGACUUCCGGUACUUCCGGGUGCGGAGCAACACGCCAGACUCACUGGGCAACACGCCCCCAAUCAGAGAAGAGAACUGUUUGAAUGACUACAUGGCCAUGGGCUGGAACCGGGAGGUCUUCGGCACCAGCGGGGGCUCUGGAAACAACAGCGGAGGGGACACGCCACGGGACGAGAGCGCGUCGACAACAGAGGACGACCGCUUUUCUUCAUCAUCAUCGUCGCUGAGGAACAGGACGCACUCUUUCUCCAGACCCCCUGGUGGCGCAACUGGCGGCUCUGGAGUGGCAGUUUACCAGAAAAUGACCCAGACCAAUUUCUCGUUGGACGAGGGGUCGGAUAUUGUGUUACCUUUUGGCAGCGGGCUGCUCCGUGGUGGGCCGUCGUCCUCUUCUUCCUCGCUCCGCUCUGACUACAGCUCCUGCUCUGAGCACAGCCAACAGAGCCGUCCCUCCACGCUCUCCCAGACGGAGUCCGGCGGUGAGCGGCCUCCCCUUUCCUCCUCUUCCUCUGCCAAGGAAGACAGCGGCUACAUGCCCAUGAUGUGUGGCGUGGCUGCGUCGCCGCAUGACACUCCUCCCGACUACAUGCCUAUGCAACCCAGCUCGUACUCCCCUCAGUUUCACAGUCCAGCUUUAGGUUCCCGUUCCGCCCGCCACCACCAGCUCCAGCCCCAAUCCUCCGCAGACUCCCACGGCUACAUGAUGAUGCUCCCGGGGGGCGGCGGCAGCUCCCCGUCCCCAGGGCAGGCCUCCCCCAGCCCUCAUAGCAACUCCGGCACAGCAGGGGCCAGCGGGAGCGACAGCAUAGCAGAGAGACCUGAGAAUGGUGAAUAUAUGGACAUGUCGUACUGCAGCAGUGCGGGUCGCAAGCUCUCCAAUGAAGCGAGCAGUGGGUAUUACACAUCGGGCACCCCGGAGGGCCCCACAAAGUCUUACAGCCCUUAUUUUUCCCUCCCUCGCUCCUACAAGGCUCCCACUCGAGAGAGGGAUGAGAAAGAGUACGGGGAGUACGUUCCUAUGAGCUCUCCUGCCAAGCCAGUCUACUCAUCUGUUGCCACAGCGUCCGUGUCGACGCCAGAGAAGAGGGGCGGAGGAGGUAGUAGCACCUCCACCCCCUCUCACCCACCCCCGCCUUACGGAGCUCACCAUACGACCGCAGCAGUGGCGGACCGACGCGCCGCGAGGCCCAACCGCCUCCCUUUAGGCAGAAGAAGUUUCCAAGGUCCACUGCGGGUUAAUGAGCCCUCCGCAGCGUCUGCAGGCUCCUCGGUCCCCUCGACUGUCAGCUCAUCUGAACGGCCCUCCAGUCCCGGGGAGUAUAUCAACAUUGAGUUUGGGGAUCACUACCCCCACCAACAACAGCCCCCCGCUUAUCCUCUCUCUGCCCAAGACGAAGCGCCUUCCCUGGGAUCCAGUGACUGCCGUCACUCCCCUCACCAGGACUAUAUGAGUGUGGAGGUGGCGGCAGAGCAGCAGGACAGCGCUGGAUGUCUGGGUAAAAACCAGUCGCCCAGAGCCAGCCUUGUCGCCCCGUGGAACCCACCCAGCUACAUCCGACCCCUGGCUAGCAAUGCUGGGGCGCUGGCCUCUCCCGGAGUCCCCGCCGGUGGUCCCUGGAGGUCAAUGGGGGACGACUACACAGACAUGACGUUUAACCUCGGCAGAGGCGAGAGGACGCAAACAAGCCCCACGGCCAUGCUGCAGCAUCUCUGUGUGAUAGAGGGCCAUUACGGCCACGCUCCCUCCGCCUCCUCCUCAUCCAUUUCUCCACCGAGCCCGGGGAGGGCGCCGACGCAACAGCUGGAGCCCAAGGUGGUUCGGGCCGACCCCCAAGGCAGGCGGAGACACAGCUCAGAGACGUUCUCCUCCUCGAACUCAAGUCCCUCCGGAGGAGGACUUGCCCCCUCAUCGUCAGCCGCACACCCCACGGCCCCCAACGGCUCCUACCUAACGGAGGGUCAGGCUUCCAGAUGGGCCAGCUCGGCGUCUUUUGACAGUACGUGGGUGUCCAUGGAGGGUCUCUGGGACUUGCCACCUCCCCACGCUCCAGUAAGAUCCACGGAAAUGGGCGCAGGCUCCGGGACGCCAGCGUCCUCCUCCUCGGGGGCUGGAGCUGGCAGAAUGUGCCGGAACAUGUCUGUGGGCUACCAGAACGGCCUGAACUACAUCGCCUUGGAGCUGAGGGAGGACGGGAGUAAUACGGGAGCCAUGAUGCCCGGAGCUGGUAGCAGCAACGGGAGCUCGGUGGCGGUGGGGACGGUGCCUCUGCCGGAGAACGGAGCCUACGCCAGUAUAGACUUCACCAAAUCUGAUGGAGUCACCACGACAACCACGGACUGAGCGACUGGGCGAUAGAGGUUCCCCACCUUCCUCCUCCUCAUCUCUCUGCUCGGGGCACUCGACUCUGCCUGGGACCUUUGGCCUCCCCCACCCGCCCCGCCAGUGACCUCUGACCUCUUCACCCAGACUGAGGAGCCGCUCCCUUCUGGAUGCAGAAAACGACAUCAACAUCACAACAGAUGACAAAAAAACGCUUGCAGUUUUAUAAGUGUAUUUUAUCUUUUAUUUUUUUGUGUUUUAUAUGCAUAUCUUGUCCUGUUAUAUUUUUUUUUUAUCAUUUCCCCCCCUCACACACAAUCGAUGCUGCCAGUGUGCGCAGCUUUUUUCAACAGAAACGGUCAGUGAACUUUAGUUGAGGGGGGCGCCAACAGAACCGUAGAUAAGUCUCAUUAUCAGAUGGUUCUGCUUCUCCAUACGGUAUUAAAAAGGGAGGCUGGAAUACUUAGCAAAGGCAUUACGGUACAAACUUGGAAACUUAUGUUUAAAUUUAAAAUAUUUUUAUCUUUUUAUAAUUUUUUUUACCCCAUGCAUAAUCUUUCCUCAAUACGGUACCGUACAGUUAUUACAUUGUGGGCAAAGUUGUAGUAGAGAAUGUAUAUUUUUUUGUUUAUGGAUUACCCCCCGAAAAGGGAUAGUUUGGAUGUUUUGAAGUGGGGUUGUAUCAGCCUAAAAAAAAAGGACCACCUUCAAAAAUCAAUAUCAGUUUAAGUGGACGCUAUAUUUACAAUAUUUUCAGCGCUUUACCUUGCUGUCAGACAGCCCUUUACGACGGGGAACUGAAGCCGUUAUUAUCCAUCUUUCCUCACUUCAAAGCCACCAGACUCCUUUGAUAAAAACAGCAAUUUUACCUCGCAGAGUUGCUGGCCUGCUGCUGCCUCGUUGGGUUACUUUGGGUUUUUUGUGUGACUUUGGUGUUUUAAAGUGUAAAACGGAAUCACCAAAGUCUGAUAUAACAGCUUCAGUUCCCCGUCGUAAAGGGCUGUCGGGCGGCAAAGUAAAUUGGUCUACCGUCUACUGUAGGUAACACACUGACUGUGGAGAAGUAGCUCGCUUCAAAACAUCGGAACUCUCUUUUAGUGGUACAAACUCGUGGCUGGAUCCAUUUAAACCUCUGAGGCGACAAGUGGCAUUACACAAGUACUGUGCUUGUUCCCUCUGGAUUAUUACUUUGCGUGGCAUUCACACCACAGCGACGCAAUCGCAUCCAUUGCCUCAGCAGGCCAAUUAAAAAAAA